AUGGUCAAGCAACUCCUGGAGGCUCGUUGCUCAAACAUUUUUGCUGCAUAUCGUGACCCAGAUGGGCCAAACUCUGAGAAUGGGUUGAAUCUGCUUGUGAAUAAUGCUGCAGUGUUGCCACAAAAAACCAUGAUGACCGCCACUGUCGAGGACAUGCAAAACACCUUCAACACCAACGUGAUAGGACCUUUAUUUGUCAUUAGGGAGUACCUGCCAUAUUUGCGUAGAGCAGCUAAAGCCAAGGGCAGACCAGGGAUGUCAUGUGAUAAAGCAGCUGUGAUCAACAUAUCCACAGAUUCAGCAUCUAUGAGCAUCAUGCCAGUAAUGAAAGAGCCAUUCCCACUUUUCCCAUACAGCAUCAGCAAGACUGGUCUUAACAUGUUGACCAUAUAUACCGCAAGGGACUUGCAGGCAGAUGAGAUCCUCUGCAUUUCCAUUCACCCAGGAUGGGCGCCUAUUGAUGCCAGAGAAAGUGUGGAGGGGAUGCUGUGCGUCAUUGGCAGCCUUACUGAGAAGCAGCACGGAGGAUUCUUAGACUAUACUGGAAAAACAAUGCCCUGGUAA
Molecule: messenger RNA, 564 nt
Organism: Sinocyclocheilus rhinocerous
Lineage: Eukaryota; Metazoa; Chordata; Actinopteri; Cypriniformes; Cyprinidae
Product: C-factor-like
Exons: 5
Coding region: 1-564 (187 amino acids)
Cellular component (GO): cytoplasm
Molecular function (GO): oxidoreductase activity
Source: RefSeq, a predicted model, not a curated record